AUUGUUAUUGAAAAAGGUAGAGAAAUGAUAUUCAAAGUAAAUAAAAAAUAUUUAAAUUUCAAGAAGGGCUGGCUAUGAAUAGAUAUAGUGUGGAUGUGGAGCAUAAAAGGAAGUUUUUUGAAGAAAUGAAGUGGGCCCCCUUCAAUGUCUCUCGAUUAUUCUCGGCUCAUUCAACAUUUUGGAUGUUGGGAUAUGAUAUAUUGUCCAAAGAAAUGGACAACAUUCUCAGCUUUUAUGUUGAUAGAGGAUGUAAUUGUCCAAUGAAAGUUUGGUUCACGAGAGAAGAGAAAAUAAGCCGAAAAAGUAAAGAAAUGUUAAAUAAAUGGUUUGAAGUUACUGAAUUUGGAAAUUCAAAAUGCCCCAAAAUCCGCACAGAAGAGACUUAUAAUUUAAUUGGGAAUAUUGAAAUUGAAAUUAAUUUUAAAAUAUUUAUUAACAAUUUAAAUGCAACGGCAACAUUCAAACUUUACAAUAAUGAAAGAAAUAUUGGAAUUUAUGUUUAUGAAGACAGAAUUGUUUUCGAGAAAAAUGAUGUAAACGGAGACUGGUCCCAAUCAAAAAUAGACAUUUUGCCGAACAAAAAUAUUAUGAAAGAAGGAAUGACCCUCAAUAUAAUAAUAAAGAUGUUUAAAUUUUAUUGUGAAUUUACUAUUGGAAAUGAAACAAGAACAUUUACAAAUAAAUUUUGGUAUAGUAAAUGGUGGUAUGGAAAAAAAUAUUUAACAUAUAAAAAGUUGGAAGUGGUUGGAGACUUUAUUCGGGUAAAUGCAAUUACUGAAACAGAAAAUGAGGUGGUUUUAAAAUUAAUUUUUAAAAGAGGAAAUUGGGUUUUGAAUAUAUAUGAUCUUGAUUAG
This is a messenger RNA of Meloidogyne enterolobii, 854 nucleotides long. Lineage: Eukaryota; Metazoa; Nematoda; Chromadorea; Rhabditida; Meloidogynidae. The record is from the annotation of a GenBank genome assembly.